CUCUUACACAAAUUAAACACCGAUGGAUAAUUUAUUGUGUAACAUGGCGAGUAACAGUCGAUACUCGUCUUAUAAUUGCUUAACUUCGUGGGACUCAUAUGACAAGAUACCAAGAGUCCGUGUGGAAUAUUACGUAAAUGAAAAUACAUUCAAAGAAAGACUGCAACUUUACUUCAUUAAGAAUCAGAGAUCAAGCCUACGAAUACGCAUCGCCGACUUGUUUUUUAAGUUACUAGCAUGUGUUCUGUAUAUACUACGUGUGAUAACGGAUACGAAUCCAACAUUUGCUACAUGUUAUGGCUGCUCAGUGAGCAAUAAAACCGAAUUUCUCGUUUCGGCUCAAUUAACGGAAGAGGAGUUUCAGGAAAACCCCAUUAUCAAUUGGGAGGCUAUCUUAUGGGUGAAUCGGCCUACAGUGCUGUGGGCGGCACAAUUAAUUUUAGCAUUAGUAUCACUAACGGAGGCGGUUCUUCUAACAUAUCUAGGCUAUAAGGGAAAUAUCUGGCAACAGAUUCUUUCAUUUCAUUUCAUUCUAGAAUUAAUUACGACAAUACCAUUUGCAUUAACGAUACUAUGGUCGCCUUUAAGAAAUUUAUUUAUACCUAUAUUCCUCAAUUGCUGGCUGGCGAAGCGGUCGUUGGAAAAUAUGUUCAACGAUUUGCAUCGUGCCAUGCAAAAGUCACAAUCCGCGCUCUCCCAACAACUCACCAUACUCUCCGCCACACUGCUGUGUCUGGUGUUUACAAGCGUCUGUGGCAUACAGCAUUUUCAACGCGCCGGUCAUCGUCAUUUGAAUUUGUUCCAGAGCACGUAUUAUGUGGUUGUGACAUUCUCAACAGUCGGUUAUGGCGAUUUUGUGCCCGAUAUAUGGCCUUCACAACUUUAUAUGGUGAUUAUGAUUUGUGUGGCACUUAUAGUGCUGCCGACACAGUUCGAACAAUUGGCCUUCACGUGGAUGGAGCGCCAAAAACUGGGCGGUAGCUACUCGUCGCAUCGCGCGCAAAGUGAAAAACAUGUAGUCGUCUGUUCCACCACGUUGCAUGCGGACACAAUCAUGGACUUCCUCAACGAAUUUUAUGCGCAUCCACUGCUACAAGACUACUAUGUGGUACUGCUGAGCCCCAUGGAGCUGGACACUACAAUGCGUAUGAUAUUGCAGGUACCGAUUUGGGCGCAACGUGUCAUUUAUAUUCAGGGUUCCUGUUUAAAGGAUGGGGAUUUGGCACGUGCGCGCAUGAAUGAAGCCGAAGCCUGCUUCAUAUUGGCCGCUCGCAAUUAUGCUGAUAAGACUGCAGCCGACGAGCACACGAUAUUGCGUUCGUGGGCGGUUAAGGAUUUUGCGCCGAGUGUGCCACAAUAUGUGCAGAUAUUUCGGCCGGAGCACAAACUGCAUGUGAAAUUCGCUGAGCACGUCGUCUGCGAGGAUGAAUUCAAAUAUGCGCUGCUGGCCAAUAAUUGCACUUGUCCCGGCGCGAGUACGCUGGUCACAUUAUUGCUGCACACAUCGCGCGGACAGGAAGGCCAACAAUCACCGGAGGAAUGGCAUCGCCUUUAUGGCAAGUGCUCGGGCAACGAAAUCUAUCACAUUGUACUUGGCGACAGUCGCUUCUUCGGCGAGUACGAGGGCAAAAGUUUCACUUACGCCAGCUUUCAUUCGCAUCGGAAAUAUGGCGUUGCUUUAGUAGGCGUGCGACCAGCCGAGCUGCCUGAAUUCUAUGAGGAUACCAUUUUACUGAAUCCCGGGCCGCGGCAUAUCAUGAAGAAGGAUGACACAUGCUAUUAUAUGAGCAUCACAAAGGAGGAGAAUUCGGCAUUUGUUGUCAAUCAAAAUCAAAAUCAAAAUUUGGAUACACAAGCGACGACAAAAGACGGUGCAACUGAUAAUCUAACGUCUGUGAUAAUCUCAGAUUCGAAGCAGAAUCUCAAGGAUACAACGGUGACAUCGAUGAAUGCAACGCAAACACCCUCAGCAACAACAACCACUACAGUCACCACAACGAUACCGCCGAUGCUGGGUGGCGGUGGCGGCGGAAAUGGCAUGGGUGGUGGCAGCAGUAGUGGUGGCUGUGGGCUAGGUGGUGGCGGUGGUCUAAGUCUGCCCACUGCCACGCUAACCACCAGCAAUCACUUGGAUGUGCCGCAAGCGGGGAAUCCAAAUCUACUAAGUCCCGACGUGCUCAAUCAGCGAAGAGGAAGUCGGCGACCAUCCAUACUACCAGUACCCGAUAUGUUCACCUCAUCUUCAUUCAGCAUAUCAGGCAACGAUGACGGCGAAGAAGGCGAUGAGAGUGAGGACGAAAUCGAUGAUGAUGUGCCCUGGCGUUCGCCAUCCGAAAAAAUAGCCAUCGUUAAGGGAUUCCCGCCCGUGUCGCCAUUCAUCGGUGUCAGUCCGACGCUGUGUUAUUUGCUCAAAGAGAAAAAGCCAUUAUGUUGUCUACAAUUGGCGCAGGUUUGCGAGCACUGUAGCUAUCGCAAUGCCAAGGAGUAUCAAUGGCAAAACAAGACGAUUAUCCUAGCAGCCGAUUAUGCAUCGAAUGGCAUUUACAACUUUAUCAUACCGUUACGUGCACAUUUCCGUUCGAAAACGUCAUUGAAUCCGAUUAUAUUAUUGUUGGAACGUCGGCCGGAUGUGGCCUUUCUUGAUGCGCUCUCCUACUUCCCGCUGGUCUAUUGGAUGCUCGGUUCGAUCGAUUGUUUAGAUGAUUUGCUGCGCGCCGGGAUCACAUUAGCCGAGAGUGUUGUGGUGGUGAACAAAGAAUUGUCCAACUCAGCAGAGGAAGACUCCCUGGCCGAUUGCAAUACCAUAGUUGCGGUGCAAACCAUGUUCAAAUUCUUUCCGAGCAUCAAGAGCAUCACCGAACUAUCGCAAAGCUCCAAUAUGCGUUUCAUGCAGUUUCGUGCACACGACAAAUAUGCGCUGCAUCUGAGCAAAAUGGAGAAGCGCGAAAAGGAGCGUGGCUCGCACAUCUCUUACAUGUUUCGUUUGCCUUUUGCUGCCGGCGCCGUUUUUAGCGCUUCCAUGCUGGAUACGCUACUCUAUCAGGCAUUCGUAAAAGAUUAUGUGAUUACAUUUGUGCGCUUGCUGUUAGGCAUUGAUCAGGCACCGGGUAGUGGCUUUCUCACUUCGAUGCGCAUCACCAAGGAUGAUAUGUGGAUACGUACCUACGGUCGGUUGUAUCAGAAACUCUGUUCGACAACUUGUGAGAUACCGAUUGGCAUUUAUCGUACUCAGGACACAUCGAAUACGGAAGCAUCACAUUAUGACGAAGAAGCGGGUACACCCGAUUCGACGAAGGGCAGCAGCGAGGUCCUUCGUGGCGUUACAUACCGACCGCCUUCGGCAUCUGGUCACCAUCAUCAAAGCCAUCCAUCACAACACAAAUCGACCACCUGUCUGGGUGGCUGUUCGGAACGGAAAGGCUCAUCAUAUUCGAUCAAUUUGGCCGAUGAGGCGCGCAACAAUCAUGCACAGCAAAUCGAACGCGCCGAAAUAGCGAAUCUGGUGCGGAGCCGCAUGGACUCAUUGAAUUUGCCAACAAAUGACUACGAUGACGUGAGCGAGAAGCGAAAUCAUCUCUCAUAUGUGAUAAUCAAUCCGAGCUGUGAUCUCAAAUUGGAAGAGGGUGAUGUCAUCUACUUGGUGCGCCCAUCACCAUUUUCAGCGCAAAAAACGUUCGAACGUCACAAUUCGCGCCGCAAAUCAAACAUAUCCUUCUGUUCGAAUAUCAAUUUGGGUGCAGCUUGCGGUCCAAAUGUGAAUGCGAAUACUGGCGCUGGCUCGCGUCGUGGUUCCGGCAUAGCCGGUCUUAAUCCGAUGCAAAUGCAAAGCGUUCAGACGUUGGCCGGUCCGACGGUUGUUGGCUCGCAGCGCGGCCGGAGCAAUUCAUUGCGGAUUGACAAUGACAUAUUGCUGCGGCGUUCUUCCUCAUUGCGUCAGGGCUUACCCAAUGUUGGUGUAAGUCAUGGCCGUCGUAAAUCUUCGUUGGAGGAGAUAGGCAUCAGCCACUUUACAACGCUGAUGCAGGCAACAAAUCAUACGAAUCCCAUAAAAAUUGCACUCAAUGGCAGUAUAGGAUUGGAGGUCACGCCACCCGAAGAGCCUACACCAAUACUAGGUGUACCCUGCAUAGUUGCCGGUGGCCCCGGCGGUGGCAUCAAUCCCUCAGCACUGGGUGGCUCCACUCUAGGUGGUGGUUCAUCGCUCGCCAUCAAUACAGCCGAUCUUGGUGCAUCACCUACAUCGAGUAACAUAAAUUCACCGCUACAAGUGCCACAACAGGAUUCACAACAAUCCGGACAAAUGCAAUCACCGCAACAUUUACAAGGGACAAUUGUAUGAUACAACCUUAUGUGGGGUCGCAGACUCCGCUCGUCGAUAUCGAAGAAAAACAAAUGGAUAUAAUAUAAGUAGAAAUCGGAGCGGUGCUAAGGCGGAGUAACUGCAGCGUAGACAAACACAGCAAUACCCGAGUAGUUACAUAGGACAUUAGAGUUCACACUUAUACAUACUUUCAUAUGGUAUAUACUCGUAUGUGUAGAUGAUACGUACGAGUAGUUAACAGCAAACGAAAUAGGAAAAAAAUAAAUGGACGUAUGUAUGCGCACAUAUAGCAUACAUAUGUACAUAUAUGUAUACUCAUAUCACCAGGCACGCCAUUGGAAGAAUGAGUGGAGAGAUAGCGCGAAAGGUUAUGGGUGAAAGGAGGCGUACUUUGGAAUUAGUCAUGUAGGCGUGGGUGAAUGUCGUCGAAGCGGUGCUUGUUCACAUGCAACGAUCUGAAAACUGCUGUAUAAUUGUAUUUGAGCGAUAUUUCGUUAAAGCUUCUUAGUGAUUAAAUAAAUUUAUGUACAUAAAGUGAUGCGUUCAAUUGUAGUUGUAGUUAAUGCGUAAAGUUAAACAUGAACUUGUAGAUGUUAAGGUAUGAAACAAAUUUAUUUAUGAAAUAUUAUUUCAUUAUAUGUAUGUAUAGCACAUGCAUAUGUAUAUAUGUAGAUACUAUUAGAGCAGAUUUUUCAUCUGUAAUUUUUUUUUCUUACAAUAAAAAUUUCUUUAGCCAC
This is a messenger RNA of Anastrepha obliqua, 5058 nucleotides long. It is a transcript of the gene SLO2, whose product is annotated as potassium channel subfamily T member 1. Lineage: Eukaryota; Metazoa; Arthropoda; Insecta; Diptera; Tephritidae. The transcript is spliced from 27 exons. Bases 23 to 4339 code for a protein of 1438 amino acids. Gene Ontology annotation, biological process: potassium ion transport. Gene Ontology annotation, cellular component: membrane. Gene Ontology annotation, molecular function: intracellular sodium-activated potassium channel activity. The record is from RefSeq and is a predicted model, not a curated record.